This is a messenger RNA of Drosophila arizonae, 3000 nucleotides long. RefSeq names its product Stromalin 2 (gene SA2). Gene Ontology annotation, cellular component: chromatin; nucleus; cohesin complex. NCBI's taxonomy places the organism in Eukaryota, Metazoa, Arthropoda, Insecta, Diptera, Drosophilidae. Gene Ontology annotation, molecular function: chromatin binding. The record is from RefSeq and is a predicted model, not a curated record. Gene Ontology annotation, biological process: sister chromatid cohesion.
UAUCCAAAAUGAGCAGCAAAGACGAUACAAUCGAAGUUGUGGAGUCCACGCAAGUCGAUGAAGCUGAGAGCAUGGACACAUCUUGUAUCAGCAUCAGCGACUGCAGCAACAAGGAGAAUGAGGCACCAUUGGAGGAAAGUUCCAGUGACGAUUUUGUGUCGAGCUCCCGCAUUUCCCUGCUAGAGUCUGUUUGCAAUGGCAAGCAGUCGAAGCAGGAUAUUUGCGAAAGCUGGAUAAGGCUAUAUAGGCAUGCGCCAGUAGCGGCUCUAGUGAAGUUUAUGCAGUUCGUCCUGGAGGCGAGUGGCAGUCAGUAUCAAAUGCCCAGCGGAAAAGAACUCCCGGUUAACUAUAGCGAGGUCCUCAUAGCGGCAACAGCCCGUUUUGGUAAUAAGAGGUUGUCUUAUCCGUUGGUCAUAAGAACUGGCAAGUGUUACGCUCGUAAUAUUGGCCAAUUUGUGCAGUGCCUGAUGGGCCUCUGUCAUAACGCUGGCCUCCUUUUCGAUGAUAUGCUUUCGAAGAAUAUAAUUGCCUUUCUCCUGGUCUGUGUGGACUCGAAGGUGCGAGCUUUUAGGCACACCUCCACGCUGAUUGCUCUCAAGAUGAUGACCACGCUGAGCGACAUAGUGAGCGUGGAGACGAAGCAGCUUAAGGAUAUGUGGUCGAAGCUCUUUGAGGGUGUCUUCUUGGAGCGCUCCAUCGAUGUGGUCGACGAGAUACGUUAUCUGUGCCUCUCCGAGUGUGGCUUGUGGCUGGAGAAGUAUCCGCAACGUUGUCUGAUUGCGGACUAUGUGAAGCAUCUGUUCCUUGCGCUGCAGGAUAACGCGGCGAAGGUGGUUGAAUGCUGCCUAAUGUCGCUGCUCAAGCUCUACAAGAAUCCGGAGCUGCGCGCUGCUUGCCUUGAGCUGGGCUUCACGUAUAGGAUUACCCUGCUGGGACUGACGAUGAGCGCAGAGAGCGAAUUAGGACAGAUGGCCAUCGAGCUACUGGGGCUCUUCUAUAAGGCCAAUCCUUUGAUGCUCGACGAGUCCAUGCUGCAGGUGAUCGAGCAGCUGGUCUUUGCAGCGCACCGGGGCGUGGCACAGGCAGCCGCGGAUGUGGUGCCCUAUCGCUAUAAGGAGACGACUUCAAGAGAGGAGGCUAUACUGAUUCUGGCAAGGUUCUUCAUUCGAUUCGAGGAGCAUGAACAUGCAGCCUAUCUAGUUGAUGCCUACUAUGGACGCAAUGAUAUUGUUCUAGAUUGGUCUAAAAUGGUCUCUAUGCUUCUCCUGCCGGAGUCCUUGGAUCGCGCCGAGUGCUCGGCCAUCAUUGAGAUUCUCACGCGUUCCAUCAAGCAGGCCGUAACUGGGGAGAUUCCACCUGGCCGCUACGCGGAGGAGCUGGUGCGCGAAGCCCAGCCGAAUGCCAAGAAAAAAGCUACCGCAGUCCUCUUAAGUAAGUUGGCCAAGCUUUUAAAGCAGUACCGCGACUCGAAUCCGGAUCUGACCAAUCUGCUAGAGCUGCCGCAGUUUAUGUCGCUGCAGCAUAAACCGUUCGGCGAGCUGCUCGAGCACAUCAAGGACAUUAUGUUCGAGCAUCAGGAUAAUGCGGUGCUGCAAAUGGGCGCCAUGACUCUGAAGCAUUUGUACAGCCUAAACGUGAGCCACGGCAACCAUCGGAAGGAGCUGCUGAACAGUGCUGUGACGAACUACAUGAUCGCAACCACUGCCUGGGAUCUGUCCAUUGCGGGCAACUCCCGCGUGCCCAUGAAGGAUAAUGCCAAACGUCUGCUUGAUACGCUUCGGCUGCUGUCCACGCUCUACGCACGCUUCGAUCUAAACGAAUGGCAGCUGACCGAUAAUGCUCUGGUCAAGCUGCAGAACGCAGUGGACGACUGGGGCAACGGGAAACAAGAUAGCGAAUCUUGCCUGUCGGCCGAGUCCAUUUCCUUUUAUUUGACUACUAUAUACGUAUCUUUCUCCUGGGAUUUGAUGCGGCUGAAGGAGGCUGCCAGGGCAGGCAAGGAUGUGUCGGCAGAGUGUCGCAAUUUGCGUCGACGCUUGGACAACUUUCUAUCUGUUUGCUUUCAGCUAAUCGAGCAGGGCUCCCUGAUCCAAAUGGAAUGCGAUGCCUUCACCUACGCAUGCGACAUUUUUGUUCUCUUUUCGGACUCGCUGCGCCGAAGCAACAGCACCCCAAUCCGUUCCCUGGAGUGCAAAUCAAACAUCAACGAUUAUGAGCUGAUCGAAAGCUUCGUGCUCCGCUUUGUCUUUGAUGGCGGCAUCGCUGAGCUGCUGCCAGCGGAGGUGUUCUCACUCCUGCAGAGCAAGCGGCGCCUCCUGGCCAGCUACUGUAAGCUGGUCUUCAACAAUGUGAUGCCAGUAAUGCGCGCCUGCAUUGUGCUGCAGUACUACGACAGUUUCUAUCCGGUCUUUGGCGACAUUAUGCGCUCCACGCUGGAGCGCUGCCUGUCCGUGAAUCCCACGAACUUCGGCAUGACCCUCAUGCAUACCUGUCUAUUGGUCUACAAGCGCGUCCGUCUCGCCUUUCCCGAUCCUCAGCUGGCUGCUUCUUCCUCGGACUUUGCUGAUCUCCUAAAGCUGGCGAAUGUGCUGGCGGAGAUCUUUAAUACCAAGCAGCUGGAGGUGCGCUCCGGAGUGCUUGUGCUGCAUCGCGCUGGCAUUCGAUUUGCUGCGGAGGCCGUGUCCGCUGAUGACACGCGUCCUCCAAAAGAUCUGCUCUUUUUGACUGUCAUACAGCAGUUUGUACCUCAGCUGCUCGCUCAGGAUAUGAUGGACGUACUAAAAUCCUUGGAGCUUUUCGAUCAUGGGACUUUGCCUCAGAGCCAGACUAACGACUGGCUGCCACUGCUCACCUAUCGCAAUGCCCUGGAACUGGCUCUAAUGCAGAGCUGCCGACGGGAUGAUCUAUAUAAUCUACCUAGUAAUGUGGUGGACUAAAUGGACUCCUUACAUGGCAUUGCGAAGGCUAUACGGAUAACAAUGUACAGAUCAAAUAACGAAA